AUGGGUAGGAAAGUACUACCACCGCCGCCUCCACCGCCACCUUCCGGGGCUUCUGGAGCUUCUUUGGCUAAUGGCAAGAAACGCAAACUACUGAAACCUCCUCCUCCUCCUCCUCCUCCUCCUCCCUCCUCCUCAUUUGGUCAUCGUCGUCCCUUUCCACCACCACCACCUCCUCCACCCCCUGCUGCUGCACCCCCCUCAUGUAAUAUAUAUGUGUCAACUGAAAAGUAUAAAAGCUUUGUUAGUGAAGCUCCUCCAAUGGCUAGCUUCACGAGAUCUGACAAAUUUGAUAAACUGUCAAAAGAACCUGUCAAAGAUUUACAACUUUCUUUGACAAAUGAGGAACUCCUCGUUAGAAAGCGGCGAUGGAUCCAACUUCAAAAAACCCGGUUCAAGUCGAAAUCAAAGGGAGUAACAACAACUGCAACGAAAUCUAUACAACCCAGGAAAUUGGAAAUGCCUCCGCAGCAUUUGCGUAAAAUCAUGAUUGAUCAUGCCGAUAUAAGCCUGCAAAGAGUUACUUCGGAUAAAAGAUCUCAUUUGGGCUCACUAAAGUACUUGCCCCAUGCACUAUUCAAGUUGCUAGAAAAUAUGCCACAACCAUGGGAACUGUCUAGAGAAGUAAAAGUGCUAUAUCAUCAAACCGGGGCCAUCACAUUUGUCAAUGAAAUACCGCGAGUUAUAGAACCAGUUUUUAUUGCGCAAUGGGCGGCCACUUGGACGGUUAUGCGACGAGAGAAACGAGAUAGAAAACAUUUUAAACGAAUGAAGUUUCCUCCAUUGGAUGAUGAGGAAAAAUUCUUGGACUGGAUCGACAACUUUGAAGACCUUGAACUCCCACCUGCGAUACGAUCGAGAGAAGUUGAACAAACUGAAAGUUUGAGAGAUUGGAUUUAUGAUGAGAAACCAUUGGUGGAUGAUACGGACGUUGUUAGUGGCUCUUCAUACAGAAACUGGCAGCUCGAUCCUUUAACUAUGGGCAAGUUGUUUGACAUUUCAAAACCGAUUUUGACCACCUCAAAUAAUCCACAUAGUGUGAAUGAGCUUCUUACUGCCAAGAGCUUAAACGUUGCCUUACCUGGAGGACCCAAAUUUGAGCCUUUGUUCAAAGAGAAGGCAAAUAAUUUACAAGAGGGCGAUUUUACUGAUUUCAACUCAAUUGAAAAGGUAAUUAUUAGGACGCCCAUAAAGGAUGAAUAUAAGGUAGACUUUCCGUACUUGUACAACUCGUUUGUAAAAGCUGUCGCUUUAUCUCCCUUCCAGCCAAAUGCAAUAUGUGCUGAACAAUUGUUUGGGAAUGAGAUAAAUACUGUAUCAGUGUUCACCUUCAACCCGAGAUACGCACCGGUUAUGAGGAGAAGAAAUCGUGCUCAAAAUUAUCCAAGAAUCAAUCAGCAGCAGCAGCAACAGCAGCUUACUAGGGUAAUAUCAGCGGUACCCUUUUUUAGCAGAGACGUUGAUAGUAGUAGUAGUAGCGAGAAUGGUUCAUUAAAGUUCACCGAUUCCGAUCAGGAGACGUUGGCAGCGGCGCUAGAGCUUUUUUGGGCACCGCCUCCUUUUAAUCGUCGUGCAGGUAAAAUGAAACGAGCAGAGGAUGUUGCUAUGACAAAGUCUUGGUAUCAAAACCGUGCACCGAAACAUAGUCCCCUUAAAACGCGUAUUUCUUACCAAAAAUUAUUAAAGAAUCAAGUACUUAAUGUAUUGCGGAAACGUAAAGCAAGGCUACUAUCAAAACUGUCCAAGGAUACUCUCAUCAAGAGCUUAAAAGCAACCAAGUAUUUUCAAGAAACACGCAUUGACUGGUUGGAAGCGGGAAUUCAGGUAUGCCGACAAGGCUUUAAUAUGCUCAAUUUGUUGAUUCACAAACGUGGAUUAACUUAUUUACACUUGGACUACAAUUUCAACUUGAAACCUACUAAAACAUUAACGACAAAGGAGCGUAAGAAAUCAAGAUUUGGAAAUGCCUUCCAUUUGAUAAGAGAGUUGCUUCGGGCAACCAAGAUGAUUGUUGAUGCACAUAUACAAUAUCGUUUAGGGAAUUUGGAUGCUUACCAGCUAGCCGAUGGAAUUUAUUACCUUUUAAACCAUUUGGGCCAGUUAACGGGAAUUUAUAGGUAUAAGUACAAGGUGAUGCACCAGAUACGACAAUGCAAGGAUUUCAAACAUAUUAUAUACCACAGGUUUAAUAAACUUAUUGGAAAAGGUCCUGGUUGUGGGUUUUGGCAACCAGCAUGGAAAGUCUGGAUAUUUUUUUUGAGAGGUACCAUUCCACUUUUAGAAAGAUGGUUAGGUAACUUGAUUGCAAGACAGUUUGAAGGAAGAAGGUAUAAUGAUUAUGCCAAAACAAUUACUAAACAGAGAGUAGACUCAUACUAUGAUUUAGAAUUGAGAGCACAAGUCAUGCACGAUAUUUUAGAAGUAAUUCCCGAAGGGUUAAAGCAAAGCAAAUCAAAAACAAUCCUUCAGCAUUUGAGCGAGGCCUGGCGCUGCUGGAAAGCUAAUAUACCAUGGAAUGUGCCGGGACUUCCCGAGCCAAUUCGAAAGAUUAUUGAGCGAUAUAUCAACGCAAAAGCGGAAGGCUGGAUAUCUGUAGCACACUAUAAUCGAGAAAGAAUUAGGAAAGGGACGCAUGUUGAGAAGACGGUAGUGAAAAAGAACUUGGGGAGAUUAACAAGAUUAUGGAUCAAGAAUGAACAAAAUAGGCAGCUUGAUUUUGGAAAACAUGGGCCAUUUGUGUCCCCCGAAGAAGCUGUCAAAAUAUUUCAAAAUACAGUGAAUUGGCUAGAAAGUCGAAAUUUUAGUCCAAUACCUUUCCCUCCGAUUUCCUAUAAACAUGACACGAAGUUACUACUCUUGGCAUUGGAGAAUUUGAAGUCAACAUACAAUGUCAAUGCAAAGUUAAAUUCAAACCAAAGAGAGGAGUUGGCAUUGAUAGAGCAAGCCUACGAUAAUCCCCACGAGUGUUUGGCUCGAAUUAAAAAGCAUCUUUUGACUCAAAGGAUUUUCAAAGAAGUUGGAUUGGAAAUGAUGGACUUUUAUAAUCAUUUGGUUCCAACAUAUGUGAUUGAUCCUGUGGAAAAGAUUACGGAUGCGUAUCUUGAUCAAUAUUUAUGGUACGAAGCCGAUAAAAGACAAUUAUUUCCGAAUUGGAUUAAACCGGCAGACGAUGAAAUUCCUCCACUAACAGUAUACAAAUGGUGUCAGGGGAUUAACAAUUUGAAGGACGUUUGGAAAACCUCUGAAGGUGAAAGCGUUGUGAUGAUGGAAGCCAGUUUAAAAGCAUUUUCUGACAAAAUGGAUUUCACUUUGCUUAAUAGAUUAUUAAGGUUGAUUAUGGAUCCCAACAUUGCAGAUUACAUCACAUCAAAAAACAAUGUUAACAUUAGAUACAAGGAUAUGAAUUACGUGAAUCAAUAUGGACUUCUUAGGGGCCUACAGUUCUCGUCAUUUGUAUAUCAAUACUACGGUUUAGUUGUAGACUUGCUACUUUUGGGAUUGCAAAGAGCAUCUGAAAUAGCAGGUCCCGUGCAAAACCCGAAUAGUUUUUUACAUUUCCAAAAUAUUGAAACGCAAACGGCUUCUCCUAUAAGAUUAUAUUCGAGAAAGUUGGACAAGAUCUAUAUUUGUUUCAGAUUCAGUGAGGAAGAAGCCAGUAGUUUGAUUCAAAGUUUUCGAGAAGAGAAUUCUGACUCUGAGCUAUCACAGACCAUUGGGUAUAACAAUCGUCGUUGUUGGCCCAGAGAUUCCAGAAUGAGAUUGAUACGACGUGACGUCAAUUUGGGAAAGGCUAUCUUUUGGGAAAUGAGCUCACGUUUACCCAACUCGCUUGCUACAAUUAACUGGGAAGAUGUCUUUGCAUCAGUAUAUUCACGCGAUAACCCCAACCUUUUAUUUCAAAUGAAUGGGUUUGAAGUGCGCAUUUUGCCCAAAAUUAGAAUUGGAGAGUGCGAGUCGCUGCAAGAAAAUGUUUGGGAUUUGAUUGAGUACAAUUCUCAAGAAAGAACAGCUAAAGCCUUUUUGCAAGUGACUUCGGAUGCAAUUGACAAUUUCAGAAAUAGGAUCAGGCAGAUUCUAAUGUCAUCUGGCUCAAGUCCAUUCACUAAGGUAGCGGCAAAGUGGAAUACAGCUUUGAUUUCAUUGGUCACAUAUUUUAGAGAAGCGGCAGUUGCCACCCCUGCGCUUUUGGAUGUAUUGGUCAAAUGUGAAACAAAAAUACAAAAUAGAGUGAAGAUGGGUUUAAACUCAAAAAUGCCUUCUAGAUUUCCGCCUGCGGUUUUUUAUACACCAAAAGAAUUGGGUGGACUAGGAAUGCUCAGUGCAUCACACAUUUUAAUUCCUGCGUCUGAUUUGAGAUGGUCAAAGCAAACUGAGACUGGAAUUACUUACUUUAGGGCAGGUAUGACACAUGACGAGGAGAAACUCAUUCCUACUGUUUUCAGGUAUGUAACAACAUGGGAGAAUGAGUUUAUUGACUCUCAACGUGUUUGGGCGGAGUAUGCGAUAAAACGUGAGGAAGCACUAGCGCAGAAUCGUCGUUUGACUUUUGAGGAUAUGGAAGGGAACUGGGAUAGAGGUAUACCGAGAAUCAGCACGUUGUUUCAAAAGGAUAGGCACACAUUGGCCUAUGAUAAGGGACAUCGUGUACGCCGAGAGUUUAGGCAAUUUUCAACUGGGAGAUUCAAUCCGUUUUGGUGGACAAGCGAUCAUCAUGACGGGAAACUAUGGAACUUGAAUGCCUAUAGAGCUGAUGUGAUUCAAGCUUUGGGAGGAAUCGAGACAAUUUUAGAACACACUUUGUUCAAGGGAACGGGAUUUGAUUCUUGGGAAGGAUUGUUUUGGGAAAAGUCUUCAGGAUUUGAGGAUUCUUUGAAAUUCAAGAAGUUAACAAAUGCACAAAGAUCGGGAUUGAGUCAAAUACCCAAUCGUCGAUUCACAUUGUGGUGGUCUCCGACUAUUAACCGUGCAAAUGUCUACGUUGGGUUCUUGGUUCAAUUGGACUUGACUGGAAUUUUCUUGCACGGUAAAAUCCCAACCCUCAAGAUAUCAUUGAUUCAGAUCUUUAGAGCUCAUCUUUGGCAAAAGAUUCAUGAGAGCGUAGUGCAAGAUUUUUGCCAGGUGUUGGAUAAAGAACAGGAAGUUUUACUGAUUGAUCUAGUAGAAAAACAAGCUAUUCAUCCGCGCAAAUCGUACAGAAUGAACUCGUCGACAGCCGAUAUAGUCCUCACGAGUAAUUACAAGUGGAAUAUCACCAAGCCUUCGCUGCUCAAUGAUAAGGAUGAGGAGCCGGUUUUGUCUACAAAAAAAUUUUGGAUAGAUAUUCAGUUAAGAUACGGAGAUUAUGACUCCCAUGAUAUUUCACGAUAUGCAAGAGCAAAGUAUUUGGACUACACAACAGAUGGAACUAGCUCUUACCCGUCUCCAACCGGUAUUAUUGUUGCCAUAGAUUUGGCAUACAACAUGUAUGAUGUGUAUGGGAAUUGGUUUCCUGGUUUAAAGGCUUUAGUGAGAAAUGCUAUGAAAGAAAUUAUGAAGGCUAAUCCCGCAUUGUACGUUUUGCGAGAAAGAAUUAGGAAAGGUUUGCAACUAUACCAUGCACAACCACUGCAGUCCUUUUUGAACUCCACCAAUUAUGCUGAGCUCUUUAAUAAUGACACGCAGUUAUUUAUUGAUGAUACAAAUGUGUAUCGUGUUACGGUUCACAAAACACUUGAGGGUAACUUAGCAACAAAGCCCAUAAACGGAUGCGUUUUUAUUCUCAAUCCCAAAACUGGUCAGCUUUAUUUGAGGGUCAUACACACAUCAGUGUGGGCUGGUCAGAAGCGUUUAAGUCAACUCGCCAAAUGGAAAGCUGCUGAGGAGGUAACUGCGUUGGUAAAGUCAUUACCAAAGGAAGAACAGCCCAAGCAAUUGAUUGUUGCAAGAAAAGGUAUGAUGGAUCCUCUUGAGGUGCACAUGUUAGAUUUUCCAAACAUUUCAAUCCGUCCGUCUGAGUUGCAUUUGCCGUUUGCGUCAGUGAUGAAGAUAGAUAAAUUGGGCGAUAUUGUUUUAAGAGCUAAUGAGCCGCGGAUGUAUUUAUUCAAUUUUUAUGAUGAUUGGCUUCAAAGCAACUCGCCUUAUACGGCUUUUUCUCGAGUCAUUUUAAUUUUAAGAGCUUUGACAGUGGAUGCUACGAGUGCCAACCAUAUUUUGUGGGACCAACACACGGAGCAAGCAGAGCCUCAUCGCAUUUGGCCGGCGUUGACAAAUGAACAGUGGAUUGAACGCGAGGCUAAAUUAAGAGAUUUGAUUCUUGAUGAGUACUCUACAAAGUAUAACGUGGACAUUCAGGCUUUGACUCAGUCGGACAUUCGAGACUUGAUUUUGGGCCAAGACAUACGUGCUUCUUCAAUGAGACGCCAGCAAAUUGCAAAUAUAGAAAAUAAAAAUGCCGAAAUUGAAAAUAAGGAAUUAACUGCACAGAAGUCAACCACAACAAACAUUCAUGGUGAGAAGAUUGUGACCGUUACCACUACAAAUUACGAGCAAACAACAUUCUCUUCCAAAAAUGAAUGGAGAAACAGAGCCCUAACUGCAAGUUCUUUAUUCGCCAGAGCGAAUAAUAUAUUUGUUUCCUCAAGUGAGAUAGUUAGUAACGACUCCUACACGUUCAUUGUUCCGAAAAACAUUUUGCAAAAAUUCAUCCAAAUAUCCGACUUGAGGAUUCAAAUCGGCGGCUGCUUGUAUGGUAAAUCGCCAAUUGAUCAUCCAGAAAUCAAAGAGAUCAAGUGUUUAGUUAUAGUGCCACAGUUAGGAAGUUCGAAUUCUAUUCAGUUCCCCAAACAAAAACCGGAUGAUGAAGAUGGUUAUUUGAAAGACCAAGGGUUGGAGUUGUUGGGCUGGAUUCACAGCCAGUCCCAAGAAGUAGACUAUAUGACACCUAAUGAUAUUACCACUCAGGCGCGUAUGUGGGACGAAUACAAUCCACGGCAUGUUUGCAUGACAGCGUCCUAUACGCCUGGUUCAAUUACGUUGGCUGGAUAUGAGAUGACUAAAGACGGAUUUGAGUGGGGAAGUAAAAAUACUGAUAUGCUUUCCGGUAUGCCGGAGGGGUUCUCGAAAAGUUUUUCUACAAAGAGUCAGCUUGUCAUGUCAGAUCGAAUUGCCGGGACAUAUAUGGUUCCUGAGGACGAGAUUUGGAACUAUUUUUUUAUGGGUGCAAUAUUCAAUCAAAACGACUUGUAUGCUUUAAAAGUGGAUAAUCCUUUGUCAUUUUAUGACGCAUUGCACCGUCCAAUCCACUUUGGCAAUUUUUCGCGCCUAGACAAUACCAGAAAAGUAGAAGAAGGAGGAGAAGAAGAAGCUGGUCAAGAAGAUCUAUUUGGUUGA
This is a messenger RNA of Lodderomyces oxycetoniae, 7365 nucleotides long. It is a transcript of the gene PRP8, whose product is annotated as U4/U6-U5 snRNP complex subunit. Gene Ontology annotation, molecular function: U2 snRNA binding; metallopeptidase activity; protein binding. The record is from RefSeq and is a predicted model, not a curated record. The coding region runs from base 1 to 7365 and encodes 2454 amino acids. The transcript has a single exon. Gene Ontology annotation, cellular component: catalytic step 2 spliceosome; U5 snRNP. Gene Ontology annotation, biological process: mRNA splicing, via spliceosome; spliceosomal tri-snRNP complex assembly. Lineage: Eukaryota; Fungi; Ascomycota; Pichiomycetes; Serinales; Debaryomycetaceae.